AUGCCUAGCCAAAUCGCAGCCCCCGUGCCCAUUACGCCCACCCGCAAGGGCAUGCGGCUGGUCACGUCCGAGGCGCUUUUUGCCAGUUUGAACGAGACCUUGGCCUCCUCCAACGGUACCAAUGACAAAAACAACAACACCAAGUCACAACCGCCGGUGCGUGGCAUCAAGGAGCGAGACUGGGACGUCCCGGCUCCUCCACCGCCGAGUCCCGUGAGCUUUCAGCACCACGACCAAUGGCGGAGCUCGAUGCACCACUGA
Messenger RNA from Pestalotiopsis fici W106-1, 261 nucleotides. RefSeq lists its product as uncharacterized. The transcript has a single exon. NCBI's taxonomy places the organism in Eukaryota, Fungi, Ascomycota, Sordariomycetes, Amphisphaeriales, Sporocadaceae. The coding region runs from base 1 to 261 and encodes 86 amino acids. The record is from RefSeq and is a predicted model, not a curated record.